AUGAAACUCCCCUACCUCCUCCCAAUACUGGGAUUAGUCGCCUUGAGUGACGGCAAGAAGAUCAAAGAAUUUAUCGAAUCCCCAAGCGACGGCCCUGAUCUGUCAGAUUACAAACUCACCGCGACUCUUCCCAUCACCUCUUUCCCGCCUCCAUAUGCAUGGCCUGACUACGCGCCAAGCUUAACCAUCUACCUCCAUGCGCCGCAGGACUGGGCUUUCUCAAAUGUGUCGAACACUGUGCCAAUAGCGCCGGUUCUUGAUACUGGUUCAAAUGGCCUAAUGUUGGACGCUCUGGAUUUGAACAUUACCAAUGCGACACUGGCGGGUUAUGAGCCUGGAUAUCAGUAUCUCUCGUCAUCAACAAGAUUAUAUCGCGGCGCGUGGGUCCCAUUCAGACUCGAAUUUGCUGAUUCAUCCGGCGAGCCUGUCAAUGUCUCGGCAGAGGUUCCUGUGCUCAUCGUGAACGAGACGCUUCAGUGCUCAGGGUACGAUACCAAAUGGAAAGGAGAUUGCCCUGAAGAGAACACGAGCAAUCAUAAUUUGAACCCGCGCGGCACACAAUGGUGGGGUAUCGGCUUCGGUCGUGAAGCAGACGGACAGUCACAAGGAACACCGGACAAGAACGCGCUGUUGAACAUAAAAAGCAUCAACGGCGUGAAUGUCUCUGCUUCAAACAGCUACAGAGCGGGAUACAGCUUACGAAAGGAUGGCGUGGUGAUCGGUUUGACUGAGGAAAACACACAAGACUAUACCUGGAUGAAGUUGGAGAUGCAAAAGGGCUUUUCUAAAGACCCUCGCGAUUGGAGAAACGUCACCGGCUGCGUUAGCGUUGACGGCGGGACCUGCCGAUUAUCGAAUAUUCUCGUUGAUACAGGCGUUACCCUAUCCUAUCUUUCCACCGCUGAUAAAGAAGUCCGCCUGGUUCCAUCAAACAGUACCUCCAGAGCAAAGAUCUUGGCGGCCGGCCAGAAUGUGCUGGUUCGUUUUGGGAUAGAGCCUGGAUAUGCAGGGAUCCAAUACAAUUUCACCACUGGAAGCAACAGUAGUUGGGAGCCAGACGAAGUGAGGACAAAGUUGGUGAAUUAUGGGAGGGAAGAGAAGAUAAACACGGGAGUUCACUUCUAUCAAGAGUGGGAGACUCUCUUUGAUGCAGACGGCGGUUAUUUUGGAGUCAACUUAAACAUUUCAACCCCACACUUGGACCCAUCUGUCAUUAAACUGUAUGUGCAUAGACUCGUUUCGGUAGAAAAUUAUUCUCUGAAUAUCUUCCAGAUACAAAUAUCCGAAGCCAGCUCAGUCCGAAUGUCCACAACAGAGUCUAGCCCGAUCCCUCAUCCAGCAGAAGUUCCACCCACCAUACCUUAUAUAGACCGUCUACCAGUAGAGUUGGUCGAAUUGAUAUGCUCUUGGAUCCUUGUGGAUAAGAAGGCAAUCAUUAAGCCCGUUGAUCCUCUGGAAUUUACGCAAUGUUCACGAACAUUUGCAAGACUGUCUCUUACCUCCAAGCGCUAUCAUCAAAUCGCAAAUCCAUAUCUCUACUCAGAAAUCCGAAUUGGGGCGUGUGACAAGACUUGGUUACCUCGCUUCCUGAUCUUCUUGUGGCGUAGGCCAGACCUGCGGCUUCUAAUCAAGGAGGUUAACAUCUCAUGUCUGCCAAAGGCUUUUUUAAUCGAUCCAGACAUUAUGGGGCCCAUAUUGGAUGAAAUAGCUUCCCAUUUCUCCCUCGCCCCUCUUCCUUCAUGGCAUCCGAAAGAUUGUAGUGAAGGAUGCAACGAGAAUCGUGAACCUUGCGAGCACUUCAAGCGGUUGCUUGUUCUCUUGGCCUUUCUGACGCCAAAUGUGAAUCGCUGGAGCAUGGUGCCACCUCACAACUUUUACUUCACCGAAUUAGCCGAGGCGACAUGGAGAACAGAAGACAUAAGCAAAGCAUCUCCGUCUGACCCUCGAGCACUCAUGUCUCUGCAACACUUGUGGGUUCCUGGAGCGCAGCCAUUUCCUUACUCGACAGACCUCUCGGCCCAGGAAGCAGGGCUUCAACUAGCGGGGUGGCUUCUUCCAAGUCUUCGAACUUUGCGACUACGUAACGCAGGCCUAUAUCGCCCACUUCAGCGCGGUGUUAGGCUCGACAGCUUGAAAGAAAUAGUCAUAGAUUUCGGUCUUCUAACGGAAGGGGGCUUAUUCACUCUGGUUGGGGCGUGCAAAGUCUUGGAGAGCUUCCACUUUUACUCUAGAGGAAACUCCCCAGUUUUCCCUAACGGUUUUUGCGGCUCAUCAUUGCGUGAGAAUUUUCCUUUUGAGUUCUGGCCACGACAUAUUGUUCCGGCAUUCAGCCACCUAAAAGGCACUCUUCGGACCCUUGCCAUCAAUCGGUGGGAUGGUGCUCGAGGAGGGACUGAGCGCGACAUCACCAUCCACACCGACAAUGAGGUCCUUUAUGCGCUCUCGCCUGCAUGGAAAGGAAGUGCAGCGGACAGGACGAUGGGUAGUUUUAAAGAUUUUGGAGUCUUGGAGACUCUCAAGCUUGACUCUACAUGUUUACAUCACCUCAGGACUGGGCCCCGUAGGGACCGCAGAGACCUCCCAGAGGACCAUCUCACAAGUCGUCUCCCCCCUUCCCUGCGCCAUCUCGUUCUUCCUGGCGCUCCUCCUCAGAUGAUCCCAGCACUCCAUGCACUAGCCUCAAGCGCAGCCUCCGAGUUCCCAUCCCUAAGGCUGGUUGAAGCAACGGCCACUGAAAGAGACAUUCGCCAACGAGAAACAUCGUGGCGCAAGUAUAGUGGCCCCAAGGUAUUGAGAACCGGAUCCUCCAACUUCAUAAAACCCGAUAUCUGGACCUCUCUUGAAGAGAAGUUUGCAGCUGCUGGGGUCCAGCUCAAGCACAUUGACUCUGGAAAUACCAGCUGUUUUGCAAGGGAUGUUCUUGAAAAAGCUGGCCUCGUUGGGCCUGAAUCAGAAGAGAUGUACGUUGACCCCCAAACUUUCCUCACGUCGGUUUUAUUUUGCUGACUGCAAUAAAAUGC
This is a messenger RNA of Trichoderma harzianum CBS 226.95, 3020 nucleotides long. RefSeq lists its product as hypothetical. Gene Ontology annotation, molecular function: aspartic-type endopeptidase activity. NCBI's taxonomy places the organism in Eukaryota, Fungi, Ascomycota, Sordariomycetes, Hypocreales, Hypocreaceae. The record is from RefSeq and is a predicted model, not a curated record. Bases 1 to 3006 code for a protein of 1001 amino acids. The transcript is spliced from 4 exons. Gene Ontology annotation, biological process: proteolysis.